GCAAACUGCAUGGCGCUGACUACGCCAGGUACAGUAUCGUCAGCCAUCGAAUCUCAUUAACUUUCCAUCGCGCUGCUCACCCUCUUUCGUUUCUUACCAUGAGCUUCGUCCUUAGCCGAUUCAGCAGAUUCACGCCAGUGCAGAACAACAGACAGCUACUACAGUUCACCUCGCGACAUCGACAGAGACAGAUAAUACAGCAAUCCAGAAGAUUCAAAUCGACAGAAGCCAUGGCGACAGUCGCCAUCUCCGCGCCCUCGCGACCUUCGCCGCAGCCCGCCGAUGCGAGUCUGAAGAAACAUCAUAAUAAGAAGGGGAAAGGGUUCCUCAACCCAUGGGAUUCAUGGGAAGAUAUGAAUAUGUGGGCGAUAUUUAAAUGGGGUGUAUUAGGAGGUCUCACGGGCGAGAGGAAGACAGUCGACACCACACCACCUACGGUCCCAGUCCAUAAACCCACUUUCCUCCCCUCACGGGACACACAGAACCUCCGCGCGACGUGGCUGGGACACGCGUGCUAUUAUGUGGAGUUCGCAGGAGGACUUCGCGUUCUGUUUGAUCCAGUUUUCACGCAGAGGUGCUCGCCAUUUAGUUUCAUGGGGCCGAAGCGGUAUACGGACAUGCCGUGCCAGAUUGAGGAUAUUCCAUACAUUGAUGUGGUGGUGAUCAGUCAUUGCCACUAUGAUCAUUUGUCGUAUCCCACGCUGCAAAAGAUUGCGGAGAAGCAUCGAGAUGUGCAGUUCUUCGUGCCAUUGGGAAACGCGCCUUGGUUUGAGAGGUGCGGGUUCAAGAAUGUGACUGAGCUGGACUGGUGGGAGGAGAGAGAGGUGAAGAUUACCCCAAAUGUGGCCGGGGAACCCAAUCGUGCGAGGGAAAUGGAGGCGGUGAUUUCUUGCUUGCCGUGUCAGCACAUGUCAGCCAGGACAGCGUUUGACAAGGCGCAUACACUCUGGGCUUCCUGGUCUGUGGAGUCGGGCGGCAAGAAAGUUUGGUUCGGCGGUGAUACUGGAUAUCGUGCCGUGCCUCGAUCGGCGAAGGACGAGUUCGAUUAUGGCGAGAAGUAUGCCCAUCUUCCUCACUGCCCGGCGUUCAAGGAGAUCGGCGAGCAUCGGGGACCAUUCGACCUGGGCCUGAUUCCGAUUGGAGCUUACGACCCGCGAUGGAUCAUGUCGCCUGUGCACGCCAACCCAUAUGAUGCCGUAAACAUCUUUGUGGAUACCAAGUGCAAGCAGGCCAUGGGAAUUCAUUGGGGCACUUGGGUUUUGACUGAAGAAGCAGUGCUGGAUCCUCCCAAGGUUCUCAAAGAAGCCUUGAAAUGGAAAGGUCUGGAGCAAGAUGUCUUUGAAACCUGUGACAUUGGCAUUUCCAGGGAGUUCUAAGGUCUGGUCGCUUCAAAGGGUUGCAAGUUUCGAGCGGUAGCCUACUGCUCAUGCGGCCGAGCGAGUUUCAAGCGAGCGUACUCCAGGCUUCUUCGAUCAUACACGAGAUGACUCCAGCUGAAGCACCAGCGCCAAAGUCUCGCCCAUCCAUGUUGUCCGCAGGCCGCCCGAGCUUCUUCAUGAGGGUGCGGCUUACUUUCACUAGAUGCGCCGAGUCGUCUGUGAAUCUCCUGUCAGUCUUGAUUGACCACGUAGGGUCCCAGGAGCUACGCACCUUCCCGUUCACGCACAUUGCGGUGCAGAGUGCUUUCUGCCUCGACAAUGCAAAGGUCACGAUACCUCAGGAUUCUUGGCUCUUGUGCGAAGCGGACCCGAGGGGACUCGAUGCAAGUUAACAAUGGCCAGGUCAUUCUCCGACGCGGCAAUUGCGGAGCAUCAUUUGUCGACACCCUUCUUCUGAGACCGGCUUUAUCGUAUGGAGGGAAGUGAUAGAAAUCCAUGGCGCAUCACCACUAACUGAAGUUGUUGUUUCAUAUGAUGGGCGAGGCGAUGGUGUCCGGUGAGCUGAACAGCUUGCUCUGCUACGCCAACACUGUGCUGCCAUUGUGAUCAUUCACAUGUGGGAGUGUCUCGCGAUGCUACGCACACGUGCUGCCCGAUCCCAUGUGCUUGUGCCAUCGAGGACCUGAUCCGCUACCAAGCAUGUUCACUUGUGGUCACAUGAAGUCGACGAACCCAUUGGCGAGGUUGCAUACUUGCGUGGUGCCUUCAGCGGCGCUGGAGCACAGAGAUACUUCAGCUCACCGGUGGUCGAAGGCGCUCGACUUUGAAGCACAACAUAUCUGCAACCUUAUACUCUUGCUCCUUCGGUAUCUGAUUGUCAUGCUGGAAGUCGCCAAGUCAAAGUAGUAUAGUCCUAGCAUACCCAUGUACCAAGCUUGGGAUCUCCAAGCCAAGUUCUCGUACCUCCAUAGCCC
Messenger RNA from Cercospora beticola, 2353 nucleotides. RefSeq lists its product as uncharacterized. Gene Ontology annotation, molecular function: N-acylphosphatidylethanolamine-specific phospholipase D activity; zinc ion binding. Gene Ontology annotation, biological process: N-acylphosphatidylethanolamine metabolic process; N-acylethanolamine metabolic process. The record is from RefSeq and is a predicted model, not a curated record. Lineage: Eukaryota; Fungi; Ascomycota; Dothideomycetes; Mycosphaerellales; Mycosphaerellaceae. Gene Ontology annotation, cellular component: cytoplasm; membrane-bounded organelle.